This is a messenger RNA of Dendronephthya gigantea, 639 nucleotides long. RefSeq lists its product as uncharacterized. Lineage: Eukaryota; Metazoa; Cnidaria; Anthozoa; Malacalcyonacea; Nephtheidae. Bases 302 to 631 code for a protein of 109 amino acids. The record is from RefSeq and is a predicted model, not a curated record. The transcript has 3 exons.
CCCACCAUGUUUGUAUGGUAGGGAAUUGAUAAGAAAAUAGCUUUUAUUUUGUUUAAAUUACAAAGUACAAUAUUGGCGUAAAUGGAUUUAGUCUAUAGAUCUUGUUUUGCUAUAUAAUACCAGAGAGUUAUUUCUAAACCGGCGACGGUGGAUGUUUAUAAUACAUGAUUCUGACAGCACAUUUCAUCAUCAGUUGACAUUGCUGUAUUGUGCAAGACUUGCUUGUUUCGCUGUUAAAACUGAGUUGAAAUUGAAGUAGUACAUGCCAAGAUUUUGCUGUGACUGAAAAGUGGUUUCCAAUAUGAACAACUGGGGAACAAUCGCUUUUGCUGUACUGUUGUUUGUUUCACGUAUUCAGAUAUUUUCUUGCUCAGGAAAAUUAAAGAUAGAUUUGAGGCGAUACGAAAACCCAGGAAAUAAAUUAAAAGAUAAUUCCUGCUGUGAACUCACUUGCUUAAAUGAUUGUGAUCCCUUCUUCGAGUUCACCUUCAAAGGGACCAAGAAAGAACUGAGUCCACGCCGAAGUGGAAAAGACAUCAGUUUUUCCUCCCAAUCUAUAACGUUUUCCUUUGAAGACACCUGGAAGCACAUGAUUCCAGGUGGUCCAGUCCCUAAGUUCAUAUCAAAAUAGGAACAGUG